Anas platyrhynchos (mallard) is the source of this 1845-nucleotide messenger RNA. It is a transcript of the gene GOLPH3L, whose product is annotated as golgi phosphoprotein 3 like. Gene Ontology annotation, cellular component: cytosol; Golgi cisterna; trans-Golgi network. Lineage: Eukaryota; Metazoa; Chordata; Aves; Anseriformes; Anatidae. Gene Ontology annotation, biological process: Golgi to plasma membrane protein transport; Golgi vesicle budding; Golgi organization. The record is from RefSeq and is a predicted model, not a curated record. Gene Ontology annotation, molecular function: phosphatidylinositol-4-phosphate binding.
GCUGGCCUUUCCCGGAGCCCGGGGAGCUUUGGCCCGGCUUCGCUUCCCGCACCAGCCCCGAGGCUCCUUCCCCAGCCCCGUCCCUCGCCCCCAGCCACUCUCCGGCCAUCCCAGCGAGGCUCCGAGCUCAGCUCCUGGAGACCCCCAGGAUAAACCCCGAGAAGAAGCCGGGCUGCCCCCGGGGGGGCUGCCACCGCUCCCCGGGCCUGAACCGAGCUCCUGACCCCAUGGCCAAGCCGGGGGUCCCCGGGGCGUGAAGGCUCGGUCGCCGUCCUGAUGUCUCGCCGCCAGCUCCGUGGCAGCGCGACCACCGGCUUCAACCCCAUCCCGGGGCAACGGGUGGCAGCUCCCCGACGGUGAUUCCCGUCCAGCCAUCACUGCGAUCCCCCGGGGAAACAGGGCAAAGGCUCCCUGACACCUCCGGAGGCCACCCGGGGGGUCCUAGCCCCCUGCCCUUGUGCGUGGUCCUCGGCCCGGCCACGGGUGACGAUGACGACGUUGACCCACCGGGGCCGCCGCAGCGAGGCGGGUGGGAGCGUGGGCAAGAGGCUGGAUGACGAGGAAGAAGAGAGGGACCCGGAGGAGGACGAUGACUCCAAAGGCACCCGCCUGACGCUGAUGGAGGAGGUGCUGCUCCUGGGACUGAAGGACAAGCAGGGCUACACCUCCUUCUGGAACGACUGCAUCUCCUCUGGCCUGCGCGGCGGCAUCCUCAUCGAGCUGGCACUGCGGGGCCGCAUCCAGCUGGAGCCCCUCACCGCCAGGAAGAAGCGGCUGCUGGACAGGAAGGUGCACCUGAAGUCGGACGCUCCAACUGGUGACAUCCUGCUGGACGAGACCCUGCGGCACAUCAAGGCCACGGAGCCUGCAGAAACGGUGCAGACCUGGAUAGAGCUGCUCACGGGGGAGACCUGGAACCCCUUCAAGCUGCAGUACCAGCUGCGGAACGUGCGCGAGCGCAUCGCCAAGAACCUGGUGGAGAAAGGCAUCCUCACCACGGAGAAGCAGAACUUCCUCCUCUUCGACAUGACCACGCACCCCGUCAGCAACGCCGCCGAGAAGCAACGCUUGCUCAAGAGGCUGCAGGAAGGCGUGCUGGAGCGCUGGGCGGGCGACCCGCACCGCAUGGACCGCAGGACUUUGGCUCUCCUGGUGCUCGCCCACUCCUCGGACGUGCUGGAGAACGCUUUCAGCAGCCUGACGGACGAGCGGUACGAGGCGGCGAUGAACAGGACCAAGGAGGUCCUUGACGCAGAUCCGGAGGUGGAAGCUGCCAAAAACAGAGGCACGGAGAUGAUCUGGGCCAUCCUGGCGGCCUUCAACAAGGCUUGAGGCCCUGCGGGGUGGGCGGCAGAGCUUCGCCUGCCUCAGCGUGAGGCCACGGGCUCCCUUGGCAUGGGGUGGUGGGGGGCAGGAGGCCUCGGGACCGCUGCCAACAGAGGCUGCUGCCCCCAGGGAGCAGAGGUGACGGCCACCGGCCAUGCUGAAUGCCUGCUGUGGCAGCACUGAGGUGCCCCACCGGCCAAAUCGCAAUGGGAAGGGGCUCAGACCCCCCUCAGGAACAGCCCGGACCCCCCCUUCACCUCCUUCCCCUGUGUGCAAUUGCGGGGUGGCCCCGAGCCUCCGGGCUGUGCUGCCCUGCAGCGCUUUUCAAGAAGGGGAUGAGCUCACUGUGAUUUUUAUUUUUAUUUUUUUUUCCGUUUUAAUUAUGAUUAAUUUCCUUCCUCCUCUGCCACUUGGACUCCCCGCCGUGGAUGUGGACGUGUUUCUGGGUAUUUAAACCCAUAACUUGCAGUGGCGGCGGUUCCAACUGCUCCUAAUAAAAGGGUUUGGUGGUGGAAGGAA